AUGUUGCUGUCGUCAUGGACGACUGCAGUUGUAAUAUACGAACGCGGCAGUGGGGCACAGCGUCGCCGACCGGGCGAUCCAGACCCCGAGAUGAUUCGGCUACAGAUCCUAGGUGACCCUCGGCUGCGAGAAGAGGCACUGCGGCAGCAGCCACAGCUGGCGACGGUGCUGGACGACCCGCAGCGGUUUGCGCAAUUCUUUGCAGACAACUACGAGCGCGAUCGGAGGGAACAGCAGGAGCGGCAGCGGCAGAUUGCGCAGCUGAACGCGGACCCAUUCGACAUUGAGGCACAGUCGCGGAUUGAGGAGAUUAUCCGUCAGGAGCGGGUGAUGGAGAAUCUGCAGAAUGCCAUGGAGCACAACCCAGAAGUGUUUGGCAGGGUACAUCUGCUCUAUGUGGACGUGGAGGUGAACGGCCACAAGGUCAAGGCGCUGGUGGACUCGGGGGCACAGGCAACGAUCAUGUCGCCGUCCUGCGCGGAGGCGUGCGGCAUCAUGCGGCUGGUCGACAAGCGGUUUGCGGGCGUGGCGCGGGGUGUCGGCACGGCUACGAUCAUCGGACGCGUACACUCAGCGCAGAUCAAGAUCGGCAGCCUCUUCUUGCCGUGCAGCUUCACGGUCAUGGAGGGCAAGGCGGUCGAGCUGCUUCUGGGCCUGGACAUGCUGAAGCGUCACCAGGCGUGCAUCGAUCUGGUCAAGGACCGGCUGAUCAUCCAGGGCGUUGAGAUUCCCUUUUUAGGAGAAGCUGACAUUCCCAAGGAGUCGGAGGAGGCUCUCACACAGGAACCAACCAUCCCAGGACCCAGCGGAACAACGAUCGGCCAGCGGUCGGGAGCUGUGUCGGGGACGGCGUCGGGGUCAGAAGGCGAGGAACCGGCAGCAACGGCAGCAACAGUAGCACAAGCACAAGCAGGUCCAACGGGGGCUACAUCCUCAGCAACGUCCGCGCCGGCACGAGCAGUACAGCCAGCACAGUUACCAGGGCCAGCAGGGCCAACAGGAGCAGCAACGGCAGCAGGACCUGGCCAGACGACAUCUUUCCCGGAAGAGGCGGUUCAGCAGCUCAUGGCGCUCGGCUUUCCACGCUCGGCGGCCGAGCAGUCGCUGCAGGCCACAGGAGGCAAUGUGGAGUACGCGGCCAGCCUGCUGUUCCAAGGCUGA
Messenger RNA from Grosmannia clavigera kw1407, 1161 nucleotides. RefSeq names its product DNA damage-inducible v-snare-binding protein. Lineage: Eukaryota; Fungi; Ascomycota; Sordariomycetes; Ophiostomatales; Ophiostomataceae. Bases 1 to 1161 code for a protein of 386 amino acids. Gene Ontology annotation, molecular function: aspartic-type endopeptidase activity; protein binding. The record is from RefSeq and is a predicted model, not a curated record. Gene Ontology annotation, biological process: proteolysis. The transcript is spliced from 3 exons.